GUGAACAAACCCAAACGUGUCACCACCAAAUACUCGCACUCUAUCCGGUAAAGUGCGCACUUUGGAGAAGUGUUUGAGCAUACAAGUGUGCGGAAACUGCAGCUCUUUGGAUAGUGCUUGUCACGUCACCGACUUGCAUGGCGCCGACCGGCCCUUUUUUAUGGGGCAGUUUUGCUGCUUGAAAUCAUUUUUAAACAGGAACGGGGAUUUUACCGAGCCUCGCCAGUGUUUUGCUUCAGUCCGCAAUGAAGUGCGGCUAGUACACUUCCGCUGAGGGCGCAUCGAUCGAGUGUGUAACAACGGCGGGAAAGGACUUGGGUGAAUUUGGACACACUACGCACUCGCAGCCCGAACGGAAGCGUGCGAUUGAGGCACGCAUGCAAGGGAAUCGCGAGGGUUUGGACAGGGCCCACGUCGUAGUGGAUUUGUAAAUAGGACACGGAAGCAAGGAUGACGACCGCAGCGCUAACUGCGGGUUUGGAGCGGAUUCCGGACCAGCUCGGCUAUCUGGUCAUCAGCGAGGACGGCGUUCUGGCCUCUUCAGGCGAGCUGGAAAAUGAUGAGCACACAGCUGGAGUGAUCAUGCAGAUGGUUCGCACGGCCAGUCGCUUCCGGUUGGCGGGAUCCGCCGAUGUGCCCUUCAAACGCAUUGAUCUUGGAGGAUUUUGUUUUCACCGUGACCGUUUCGGGUCAGAAGGUUUUUGUGGUCAAACGGCAGCACAACCAGCAGGACCCCAUCAGCGUGUAGCAUCACCAAGUCAACGCCAUGUCGUGUUCCAAUCAUUUUUGCUUGUUUGUCCAUCAAUAAAAUGUAGUAUUUGAUCACAUGA
This is a messenger RNA of Syngnathus typhle (broad-nosed pipefish), 830 nucleotides long. RefSeq names its product late endosomal/lysosomal adaptor, MAPK and MTOR activator 4 (gene lamtor4). The coding region runs from base 451 to 822 and encodes 123 amino acids. Gene Ontology annotation, biological process: positive regulation of TOR signaling; cellular response to amino acid stimulus. Gene Ontology annotation, molecular function: guanyl-nucleotide exchange factor activity. Gene Ontology annotation, cellular component: Ragulator complex; lysosome. The record is from RefSeq and is a predicted model, not a curated record. NCBI's taxonomy places the organism in Eukaryota, Metazoa, Chordata, Actinopteri, Syngnathiformes, Syngnathidae. The transcript has 4 exons.